Molecule: messenger RNA, 4348 nt
Organism: Phytophthora nicotianae INRA-310
Lineage: Eukaryota; Oomycota; Peronosporomycetes; Peronosporales; Peronosporaceae
Product: sodium/hydrogen exchanger 3, variant
Exons: 3
Coding region: 1727-3193 (488 amino acids)
Biological process (GO): sodium ion transport; regulation of pH; proton transmembrane transport
Cellular component (GO): membrane
Molecular function (GO): sodium:proton antiporter activity
Source: RefSeq, a predicted model, not a curated record
AGAAGCGACGUCUCUACGACUGAGAAGUUCUUGCUGGCGUUCGGGAGCUGUAGCAAGCCCGAGAUGUCGUCCUUGCCGUUCUGCACCGUGCCGCGUACGCGGUAGCCGCGGUUGAGUAGCUCACAUACGAUCCACGAGGCCAAAAAGCCGUCCACGCCUGUGACACAGAUGGGCUUCUCACUCAGAUUAGAGGCGAGCUGCACGAUCUUCUUGCGGAAUUGUAGCUGCUUCCACACGCUUGGAUACAUGCACUGACGGUCCACUGGUCGCUUGGGUUUCUUGAUUCUCUCGGCCUUCUUCUUGGAGACGCGUCGCCGCGUCUUAGACACCAGUGUCGGCGUGUUCACCGUGGCAAUACCAUUUCCAUUACCGGUCACGCUGGUGUCCCCAAAGCUUGAGUAGUUGAAGUUGCUGGUGCCCCCGUUGCGCUGGUUGGACGGGAAGUAGGACAUGGAGGACGCAGACGACGAGUUGGUCGAGUCGAAAGACCGCGUAGGGCUGCUCUGUCCAGCAGCGAUGACAGCGGAGGCGGCGCCGGCCAUACUGGGGCGAGUCUUGUCGCGUCGGCUACUUGUCUUGCCCUUGCGGGAGGAGACGGCAGAUUUUUUCUUGCGCACCGACUGCGGUGGCGUCGUGGAGCUGCCGCUAUGGUCGGUGCCGCCGUCCUCGUCGUACUGCGAGCCGAAGAGCAUGGUGCAGUUUGGAUCUGGUGCCUUAGCGAACUAUUCAAGCAGCGGUAGAUCUCUCGGGGAGAAAAUUACCGGUAACCGCGUAACCACCACCCACGCAACCGUUGGUUGACUGCGAAUGCGGCGACAACUGACAGUCGCUGGCGUUUUCCAGAGUGCUUGUCUUGGAGAGGCUGAUUGGCUUAUGCAGCUGGCAGCUAGAUGCGUCUAGCGCUGGAGCUGGCCGCCCUUGCCCUGAAGGUUCUUUCCUUCUUUGGCUCACUCAACUCAGGCAGGCGGGAGAGGCGCCGUUUGAUGUGAAGUACCGCGCAUAAAGUAACGUGUACUGAAGUAGUACAGAAGUAGUCGCAGGCACAAAAGCUGACUCGGCGUCCAGAAUGCGGAUGGAGUUGUCAGCAAGAGAUGGAAUUGUCGAUGGCAAUGUGCUCCUAUCGCAAGCUCUAGCUCGCGGCUAGGCGCGUUCAGCAACGGCAACAUAACGGCUUGGCAGCCACAUAACGUGUAUCAAGCGCGGCAAGCUUGCUGCCCGCAACAGUGGCGUGCUUGGCUUCGAAGCUGUGCGUACUGGCCACUUCAAAGCAACUACCAAUAUCUCCAAUGGCAGAGCGAAUCAGCGCAUCGCCCACAAUAAUUCAGAAUCAUUACCGAAGUGACCGCAUUGACAGGCUGCAUGAGUCUCUGCCACUGAGCGACUCGGGUGCAUCCGCGUGUGUCGACACUAGCGUGGCAUCCUCGCGCGGAUCUACCUCCACAAGACAGUUUGUGGCUGGUAUCUAUCUACCUUCUAUGGACGUCAGAUCCAUAGCCAACGCGAUCUCGAUCAGGUUGCGUCUGAGCAGCUUCCGCUGGAUGCCGAGAAUAGCUGGCGACCCCUUAGUACAUGGCAUUCUCGAGUCCAGCAACAAGCAGGAUCCUUGUGUGGCGGUUUCUAGAGACCGCUGAGUGCUGACGACGCUUGAGGCAGUCUGCAAUCGGAGUGCGCGUUCAGAGACACUCGAGAGACUUCGUCGCUAGGUCUAAGAGAUCUCAUCGCAUUCAUGACGUCUUCAUACGAUGAACACAUCAUCGAGGAGAUCAAUGAGGAAUACUCGGUUGCGUUCCAGUUCGCCACCUUCUUGCUCCUGCUAAUGAUCGCCAUCAUCCUGUGCAACCAUGUGACGCACAAACUACACUGGCAUUUCCUACCCGAAGCUGCCGCGACCAUCGGCGUUGGCAUCCUGGCCAGCAUCUUCUGCAUGCUCAUGAACUCGAGCACGAUCGCGGUGCAGCUCAUGGACUUCGACCCCAACUUCUUCUUUGUCGGCAUGCUACCCCCGAUUAUCUUUAACUCGGGUUACACCAUGAAGCGCCGCUAUUUUUUCGAGAACAUCACACCGAUCCUCGUCUACUCGAUCCUCGGUACACUCAUCAUGAGUGUCGUCACGGGCAUCAGCAUCUACACUGUCGGUCGCUUCGGCUGGGUCUUGAGGUUAUCGAUGGCGGAGGCACUUACCUUUGGCUCCUUGAUCUCCGCUACCGACGCCGUCUCCAUCCUGGCUGUGUUUCAGGAGCUCCACGUUGACCCGACACUAUUCUACCUCGUGUUCGGAGAGAGCUCGCUUAACGACGCGGUGGCAAUCUGCCUCUUCGAGACGUUUUCCCGCUUCAUCGGCCACUCGUACGAGUUCAAGCCCAUGCUAUUCGCCAUCUUCGAGUUCGGUUUGGUGCUUACAGGAUCAACGAUGAUCGGAGUCAUUUUUGGCAUGAUUCCAGCGUUACUCUUCAAGUAUGGCAACCUGCGCAGCAAUUUACUGCACGAAGUAGGCGUCUUCGUCAUGUUCGCCUACAUACCUUUUGUUGUAUCCGAAGUCCUGGGGAUGUCAGGAGUUGUGUCUGUCAUUUUCGCUGGUGUCUCCAUGAAGCACUACGCAUCGCCCAACCUGACCCCGGAAGCUCGUGACGUAUGCUCUGGAGUAUUCAACACGCUAUCACACAUGGCUGAAACUUCGGUGUUCUUGAACCUGGGGCUAUCAGCAUUUGGACUGACGGAAUACUACCGAUUCUGGCUUAUCGUCUGGAUGGCAACCUUCUGCUUAUUCUCUAGAGGGUGUGCGGUGUACUCACUCUCCUACGUGCUGAAUCUGCGCAAAAAUGCCUCCAAGAUCACACUGAAUCAGCAGCAUGUGAUCUGGUACGGCGGUAUGCGCGGUGCUGUGGCCUUCGCGUUAUCCAAAUCUUUUCCAGGCGAAAAGCGGCCGGAAAUUGUGGCCACGACGUUGAUUGUUGUGCUGCUAUCGAUCAUCAUCAUGGGCGGCGGCACCGUUGCGGUGCUCGACAAGUGUGGCAUCCCACGAUUGACGGUAAGACAUGACCGUAGUGUACGCGUUGUUCGUCAGCAGCUGAUGAUACUGCCUCUUUGUUGUUAUUUGUCUCGAAUGGACAGGCUGAGGAGGAGGCGGCGCUCGACAAGACGGUCAAGCCUCACCGGCACAUGCGAGCACUGCAGUUCGACAACAAAUAUCUGAUCCCGUUGCUUACGAAUUUGUGCCAGUACGGCGACAACAGCAGUCCACGCAAAGGAGGUUUCGGCCACGGAAACCUUAGCAACGUUAACACGGCUGACGAGCACGACUCCGCUGAGGCUGAGGAUGACGAGGUGGUCGAUGUCAUCCGACGUGAGGUUAACGUGCACUAGGCCAGAGCGACGGACAGCUCAAGACAUCUAUAAUGCAUUUUAUCGCUGCUUCGCUCUAGCAUUGAUAGCGAGUUUGACUUGUUUCUAAUGCAGGUUCUUAGUCAACAACCGGAUCUCGGUGGUCGAACGAACGGUCUCCAAAAAGGAGACGAACAAUCGGACACCGGUCGCGUGCUUGGGACAGCACCGACCGACGUCGGACAGCGCAAACUGACUUGAGAUUCUUGUGCCAGUUUAAUGAGAAUCCUGACUUGCAGUCGUCUUGAUGGAAACCACAAAUAACGGUGAUGAUGAUACGCUGGACCCGCAGGUCAACUCGCUGUCAUUUCCAGUGUAAUCGUGAAAGAUGAUGGUACUGGACUGAAUCCCUGAUUUGGCGGACAGGAAGUGUCCAUCAACGACGACAGGCAAAACGGGGAUGGGACACUUGCCUGGAUAUUUUUGGCAAGAUAGGCCGUGGGUUAAGCCCGACGGCGCUGGGCGAAAGUCUCCGAGGACAAUGAAUCAUUAAAUGAUCACCGACGCGCAGGAUACAUGAGCUCAUUCGAGAUCCAAAGCGCGCAAACAUCAUUUAUUCGAAGCUCUGCUCGAGCAAAUGCAAUUGGUGUUGGCUCGUACUGCUGGGUGGAACGAGACCAGUCUAUGUGUAUCUGUAGCAUUGUGCCGGGGCACCAUUGUCAGUUACGUUUUGUACCGCGAAACUCCCAGCAACCACCAUGAAUCGGAGCCCAUUAAGGCGAAGACAGCAGUAUUUGAGUUGAUGUCGCCGACGGCAGCACUACGGCAGCAGUUCUUGAGGCAAAAAAAGUCGUCGCCGCCUCGCCUCCUAGCCAUUAUUUGCACUGCGAUCUGUCAAAAAACGCAGUUCCGCGCCCGUCUGCAGGCGUCAACUUGUCUCCACUCAUUGGCUGAAACAUGAAUCUCUCUCGGCCAUACGCAUGCAUAAUUGGCCACAAAUGUAACGUCGACGACAGGGUUAGGCCUC